AUGGCGCGACGGAUUGUCCGUACGGCUCUGCAGGUGACUGCAGUUGGCAUCUUCACCUUUAUCCUCCUCUUCUUCGUCGACCGCAACUACCGCGUGCUGCCCAACGCCAUCCACGAGUACAUGCCUCAGCACCACCACGGCCUCGUUGUCACCGACAUCCGCAUCACACGAUGCUCCUCCCUCAACGUCUUUUCGUCCUGCAAGCUCGACUCCGACCAGUGGCACCGCAUCGAAAAGGACCUGUACCUCGGCAAGAGCAUGUCGCACGCCUACGUCCACGUCAAGCGGAAGAAGGAGGCCGACCUGGAGCCAAAUGACAAGGUGGUCCUGGACGUGGCCGUGGGCCGCCUCGACCCAGGUGCCAGCGUCAAGGGCCAGGAGGAGGAGCGCUGGGACUCGCGCGGAGCCGGUCUGUGGAUCAAGCGCACCGAGAAGAAGCAUGUGGGCGACACCAACAACGCCGUGACGGCGAUUGACGUGCUCUUUGGCGACGACGCCGUCGAGGCGCGCGACGGCUGGGCCAUCAAGGGCACGCCCCUGUUGCUGGAUGGUGGCUCUAGCGUCCCGGCGGCGCACAUGACGGUACGCAAGGGCGGCGUGCACGAUGCGACCAAACCGCAGCCGCGCAUCCACGACAACGGCAAGUUCAAGAUUGUGCAGCUGGCCGACCUGCACCUGAGCACGGACGUGGGCCACUGCCGCGACGCCGUGCCCAACACGUACAACGGCGGCAAGUGCGAGGCAGACCCGCGCACGCUGGACUUUGUGGCGCGGAUCCUCGAGGACGAGCGGCCCGAUCUUGUCGUGCUGAGCGGCGACCAGGUCAACGGCGAGACGGCGCCCGACGCGCAGUCGGCCAUUUUCAAGUACGCCGGCCUUCUGAUCAAGCACAAGAUCCCCUACGUCUCCAUCUUCGGUAACCACGACGACGAAGGCUCGCUAGCGCGCACGGGCCAGAUGUCGCUGAUCGAGACGCUGCCCUACUCGCUUUCCAAGGCCGGGCCCGACACCGUGGACGGCGUCGGCAACUACGUCGUCGAAGUGCUGGCCCGCGGCAGCUCGUCGCACUCUGCCCUCACCCUCUACCUCCUCGACACCCACGCGUACUCGCCCGACGAGCGCAAGUACCACGGCUACGACUGGAUCAAGCCGAACCAGAUCGACUGGUUCAAGAACACCGCCCAGGGCCUGAAAAAGAGCCACGCCGAAUACACGCAUGUCCACAUGAACGUGGCCUUUAUCCACAUCCCGCUGCCCGAGUACCGCGACGCCUCCCUCUACUUCAAGGGCGACUGGAAGGAGCCGCCCACCGCCCCUGUCUUCAACUCCAACUUCCGCGACGCCCUUGUCGAGGAGGGCGUUGUCAUGGUCAGCUGCGGCCACGACCACGUCAACGAGUACUGUGCGCUGUCGACCGACGACAAGACCAACGUGCCCCGCCUGUGGAUGUGCUAUGGCGGCGGCGCCGGGUUCGGCGGCUACGGCGGCUACGGCGAGUUCAACCGCAAGAUCCGCGUCUUUGACUUUGACAUGAACGAGGGCCGCAUCACCACAUGGAAGCGCGCCGAGCACGGCGAGGACAUUGACAAGAAGCUGGACGAGCAGAUUAUUGUCGAUGCCGGCAAAGCGGCACCGCCGCCAGAGAAUUUGUGA
This is a messenger RNA of Sporothrix brasiliensis 5110, 1653 nucleotides long. RefSeq lists its product as uncharacterized. Lineage: Eukaryota; Fungi; Ascomycota; Sordariomycetes; Ophiostomatales; Ophiostomataceae. Gene Ontology annotation, cellular component: cytoplasm. The transcript is spliced from 2 exons. The coding region runs from base 1 to 1653 and encodes 550 amino acids. The record is from RefSeq and is a predicted model, not a curated record. Gene Ontology annotation, molecular function: phosphoprotein phosphatase activity.